UUCGAACGCCAUUAUAUCCAACUGAGCAUUCUCGGCUCUGGCGAGUUCAGCGAGGCGGUCAAAGCCUCCUCCGUCUCCUCAGGCCAAGUAUACGCCAUCAAGCGGAUGAAGCGCCCCUUCACAGGCCCGAGGGACAGGUUGCGUCACCUCGAGGAAGUGGACAUCCUGCGUCAUCUCGGCUCACACCCCAAUGUGAUCUCACUGCACGAGGCUUGGGAGCAGGACGCCCACCUCUACAUUGCCGCCGAACUCUGCCCGCUGGGAACGCUCGCCUUGUUCUUGGAGGGGUAUGGCUACCUGGUCGGACAUCUGGACGAGCCUCGACUCUGGAAGGUUCUUGUGGAGCUCAGUGCAGGCUUAGCACACAUUCACGAGUCCGGCGUGCUGCACCUCGACCUCAAGCCGGCAAACGUAUUCAUUACCGCCGUGGGCACGCUCAAGAUCGGUGACUUUGGAUUG
Molecule: messenger RNA, 459 nt
Organism: Jaminaea rosea
Lineage: Eukaryota; Fungi; Basidiomycota; Exobasidiomycetes; Microstromatales
Product: kinase-like protein
Exons: 1
Biological process (GO): protein phosphorylation
Molecular function (GO): ATP binding; protein kinase activity
Source: RefSeq, a predicted model, not a curated record